Brienomyrus brachyistius is the source of this 3430-nucleotide messenger RNA. Its product is annotated as neuroblast differentiation-associated protein AHNAK-like. The record is from RefSeq and is a predicted model, not a curated record. Gene Ontology annotation, cellular component: cytoplasm; nucleus. Gene Ontology annotation, biological process: regulation of RNA splicing. NCBI's taxonomy places the organism in Eukaryota, Metazoa, Chordata, Actinopteri, Osteoglossiformes, Mormyridae. The transcript has 2 exons. The coding region runs from base 6 to 2777 and encodes 923 amino acids.
CAGCAAUGAAAGUUAAGGCCCCUGAUACCAAGACUGAGGGAAUGGGACUGGAAGUGGAUAAAACAAAAGGUAAAUUUAAACUUCCCAAAGUGACAAUGCCAGAUAUAAAUGUAUCCCUACCAAAAGUGUCUGGACCAGAGAUAAAUCUCAAAGGACCAAAGGUUGAAACAGAUGUUUCUUUAUCAAAGCCAGAAACUGACAUUAAAGGUCCAUCUUUGGAAACUACAGCUGAUAUUCCAGUUGUUGAACCAGAAGGAAAGACAAAAUUUCAAAUGCCUCAUAUCAAAAUUCCCUCUUUCGGCUUUUCCAAGCCUGAAAUGAAAAGUCGAAAAUUAUCCGGGGACCAAACAUUACCUUCUGUUGACGUUGCACUAAAGAAACCAGACAUCGACAUAGACGCUCCAAAAAUCAGUGCUGAUGUUCCAUCAGUGGAUGUGAAACUUCUAGAUGCAGAGCUGACAGUGUCAGGACAGGCACCUUCAGUUGACGUCAAAGGCCUUAGUGUUGAGGUUGAAGGCCCAGACGUAGAUGGACAAGGAAGUAAAUUUAAGAUGCCCAAAUUUGGAACGUCAUUUCCGAAAGUAAAAGCAGCUGGGCUUGAAAUUAGUACCUCAAAACCAGAUGUUGACAAAACAUUGCCUGAAGCACAGUUAAAGGCCCAGUUACCCAGUGCUGAAUUGGAGGCACCUUCAGUUGAGGGAGAAGUCGAAAUACCUGAGGUGGAUGUUAAAGGACCGAAUAUAAAGAUCAAGAAAUCAAAGAUUUCAUUUCCUAUGUUUGGCUCAUCAAAAACAGAAGUUAAGACUUCUGAGUCUGAUAUUCCAAAAGGAGAAAUAUCUCUUCCCCAGGUGAAUGCAGAGGUGGAAGCACCCAAAGUGGACAUGAAAUCACCAGAUGUAGAUGUUAAGGUAGAUGCUGGCAUGGGGGAUUCUCCCAGCAAAUUUAGGCUACCGAGUAUUAAACUUCCUAAAUUUGGAGCAGUAAAGGGCAAAGUUGCCAGUGUGGACGUAAGUGGCGACAUUAAUGUACCUGAAGUAGAGGCUCCAUCAGAUGAAGUUGCAAUUGAAGUUAAGGCCCCUGAUACUGAGCUUGAGGACCCAACUAGGACCAUGUCAGUGCCUGAGGCAAAGACAGAGGUGCAUUCUGACAUUCCUGACAUUGAAAGUUCAAGAACAGACCCCCACACCUCCCCAAGUAAAUUCAAAUUCCCAUCUUUCAAAAUGCCAAAAUUUUCCUUCUCACCAGUAAAGAGAAAACCUAGUGACGCAGAAGCAAAUGUUGAAAAAAUGGAUACCGGUGAUAAAAUCCCAGAAAUUACAUGUGAAGGUGUUGAUGUGGACAAGAGAACCAUUGAUGUUUCCAAAGAGAAAACAUCUAGCUUCAGCCUCUCAUUUCAGAAACCGAGAAGUCGAGAUAUGAGUCCCAGCGAAUCUAAAGGGGACACACAUUCAGGAAAGCAACCACCUUUAGGUUCUGCCAAAACUGAACAUCACACAGCUGAAAUAUCAUUGGAAAUCCCUGGGGCAGAUAAAGGUCAUCCUCCUGAAAAAAUUGAGGAACCUGAAAAAUCAUCCAAAUUUAGUCUACCUUCAUUUGGUGAUAUAUUCAAGGGCCUAGAGCUUGAAUUUUACGUUCCCACAUUAGAAGAAGCUGAUCAAUCGGUAGCAUCCCGAGAUGAAAUUAGCUCUGCUACAAAAGAACAUGUUUCCCAAGUUAGGAAAACGGAAAAAGAUCUUCACCGGGCUGAUGCUGAAAUCGGUGCCACAAUACCCACUGCUGAAAUGUCCACUGAAGCCCAAACUGUCACAAAAGAAGAAGGUAAAGAUAAGUCGAAGUUUAAGUUUUGGUUUCCUAGGAUAGGUUUUUCAGAGUCCUUAGAGGAGAGUAAGGCUGUGACGGCUGAUACGGAGGUUGAAAAGAGGGACAUGCUCCCCGAGACUCAACAGGAGGAGGAAACAGAUGAACACAAAACAGACGUCAAGGAAGAGAAAGGCAGCUGGUUUACAUUUCCUAAGUUCGGUAUGUCCUCACCAUCUAAGACACCCAAAGAAACAGAGAUAACAGUCAGUUCUCCCAAAGACAAUCUGGACAAGGGCACAGAUGGUGAUGCUGCAGAGGACAUUAGUCUGACCUCAUCAGUGAAAUCAUCGGAUGCAUUUGCUGACAUUAGUUCCACCAUCACAAGUGAGCAGGUCGGCCUAUCAGAGACAUCUCCUGAGAAGGUUACAGUGAAAUACUCCGAACCAUCUGUCAUUGUGGGGGUUGGACAGGUUAAAACACCCAGUGAAGUUAUUACCUCCACGGCAAGAACUGAACUCAUUCGCCUGGAGCCACAGUUACCUGAUCCUGUCACUGUAUGCGUCACGUCACCAUCACAGGACACCCUGACGGACACAGGGGACAUACACAUUGUUACGUCAAACAUACAAGCACUACCGGGGACUGAACAUGCCACGAUUAUUACCAAGUUUGAAACCGUGGGAACCGUACCAUUGGGCAAAGGGUCAUUGAAAACUGCUGCCGCGCCUUGGACUGUCGAAGCGCCUGCUGAAAGUGCCAAGGAAUCCUCUGGAGAAAAGGAGAUCGUGGAAAAGCAUGUGAUAAAAGAGAUGACGGUCGAUGACAAGGGAACUGUUGUUAUAACCGAGAAGGUCACACAUGCUGCCCAUGCAGCCUCCGAGGGCCCUGAUGGAGAAGAUGCGACUUCUGCUGUCAAAAAGCUGAAAGAUAGCAUGCACUCUGAGAAAAUGAGGUUUUUUGAUGCCGCAGAAACAUGACCGCUCACGCUACUAAAAGAAGAUAGAAGGGUCUAGUGCUAAUUGUACCAUUCCUUCUGAUAGACCCCACGUUGUUCACAUAUCUAUAGUCUAUCAUGUAUGCAAGUAUAUAGAUAUAUCUGCUACUAGAUCAGAAUUAUAACUGUAAAGUUUUUUCACUUGCAAAAAUGCUGAAAUAUAUUCAUCCGUUUUUUUCAGCUGAGGGCAGCAGUCAUUAAUGCAAAUUACAAACCCACAGCCAUAGGAAGCAUAACAGGCUUGGAAGCUAUUUUAUUGGUAUCAGUUUUUUUAUAUAGGUUCUUUUGUGGUAAAUGUAAGUAACUGACUGGUUUUUAAUUUUAAGCUUCACUAAAUUUAUUAACUGAAAUGAUAUGAACACUAACAUACUUUGAAACAAAACAAAAUUCUAAAAUUAUAUUUAAAAAAAAAUUCAUGGGUAGCUAAGGAUUAACCUAUAGAGUAUAUUUUAGCCGGAAUAAACACACUAGUAAUUAACUGCGGAGUGUAAAGUGGAAAGUAAAACAUCUGUAAAUAUAUCUUUUAUUGAUCAUUUGCAGGUUUCAUUUUUGGUUCUGGUUGUUUGUAUUCCAGCAUAUCUGAUGUAAUCAAUGUAUUUGCACAUAAAACAAAUAAAUGUUGAAAAACAUACUGUA